GUAGAUCCGGGGUAAUAGGUUAACUCUUCUUUCGUAGCUAAAAAGAACAGACCAUGGACUCGGAGUCGAUCGAGUCAGCAAAUCGAAUAAUACGCUAAAGAGAUUGAAAGAGAUUGCUGUGGUUUUGAGAAAGGUUGAACUACUAAUUUGGAAUUUUGCAUAGAUCAAGCUCGUUGAAUUCGCCCACUCGUAAACCGGAAUAGUGAGCCAAAGUGUGUUCGCCAAUUUAAUGUGUUAUUUCCGUAUGUUCUUCCAAGCCAGAUAGAACAGUAUAAAGUUUUCCAGGCUUCUGAAAGUCGAUUAGUUAAUGCGAAUGUUAUAUUGUAACCUGUAAAUUAAUUUUCGCAAGUAUGUCGGGUACAUUAAAGCCCUAUUUGACAGCGGUCAGGCGUACACUUACUGCCGCUAUGUGCCUGGAGAAUUUCUCCUCUCAAAUUGUAGAAAAACAUAACAAGCCCGAAGUAGAAGUAAGGGCAAGCAAAGAACUGCUUUUAACACCCAUCUUGAUAAGUAGAAACGACAAAGAGAAAGUCUUGAUCGAAUCCAGUAUAAAUAGUAUGAGAAUAAGUAUUGCCGUGAAACAAGCUGAUGAUCUAGAAAAGAUUCUUUGUCAUAAUUUUACAAGAUUCAUGACAAUGAGGGCUGAACAUUUUAUGAUUCUCAGAAGAAAACCAGUAGAAGGUUACGAUAUUAGUUUUUUAAUUACUAAUAUUCAUGUAGAACAAAUGUACAAACACAAGAUAGUAGAUUUUGUUAUUCAUUUCAUGGAAGAAAUUGAUAGAGAAAUAAGUGAAAUGAAAUUAUCAGUUAAUGCUAGAGCACGUAUUUGCGCAGAGGAAUUCCUAAAAAGGGUAUCCGUUGGAAAGAAUUAUGAUAAAGGAUAUAUAUCGAUAGUAUUGUCCCCAAUGGAUCGUACAACUUUUAAUAACUGGGACAAAAUUGAAAGAGAUCUUUUUAAAGUCUAGUGACGUGUCCUUGUCCACAUGUCACUUGGAUUAUUCUAUAUUAAAUGAAUUGAUAUAUAAAUCAUCAAUGUUAAUUUUCUUUAAAUAUUGUUAUAUGGAAAUAUACAAGCAAUAUUAAAAGUGA
Molecule: messenger RNA, 1089 nt
Organism: Mycetomoellerius zeteki
Lineage: Eukaryota; Metazoa; Arthropoda; Insecta; Hymenoptera; Formicidae
Gene: Arpc4
Product: Actin-related protein 2/3 complex, subunit 4
Exons: 4
Coding region: 351-965 (204 amino acids)
Biological process (GO): Arp2/3 complex-mediated actin nucleation; actin filament polymerization
Cellular component (GO): Arp2/3 protein complex; actin cytoskeleton
Molecular function (GO): actin filament binding
Source: RefSeq, a predicted model, not a curated record